AUGGCAUCCGACAGAGACUACAUCCUCUCCCUCCAGGCCGUGCGGGCACAGGCAUCCGUCGUCCUCGCCGCCGCCAAAGAAGGCGGUCUGAACCACUUCAACUUCGAUGCUGCCAAAAUGGACGAUGCCGCCAAGUAUGUCGUCGGGCUGAUCGAGCGCGACUUUGGGCCGGACAGGUUCGACCAGAUCCCCCCUCACGGCCGCUGGCAGCAUUUCGAGAUUGGUGGCGUGCCCCGCGUCAGUUCGCUCAUCAAGGGCUGGGCUGACGAGGGUGUCGACAAUGUCGAGAUCACCCGCCGCCUCAUUGAUCUCUUCUUUGUCUCGGUUCUUCUCGACGCCGGUGCUGGUGACGUCUGGAGCUUCAAGGAGCCAGGCACCGACCAGAGCUACGUCCGCAGCGAAGGCAUCGCCGUCGCCUCCCUGUACAUGUUUCUCGCCGGCGAGUUCUCUUCGGGCGCCAUCUCCAAGACUUCCGUUGAUGCAAAGGGAUUGAUAUCUCUCCAAGAGUCCGUCUUCUCCAAGUCCUUCCAGAUCUCCGAAUCAAACCCAAUGGUAGGAGUGUCAUCCAGAAUCGAACUGCUCCAGUCAGUCGGGCGGUCUUUGGCAUCGCUUCCAGAGAUCUUUGGAGAAGCUGGACGACCUGGGAAGCUUGUCGAUUACCUGAUUGCUCAGGCUGGAGACAAGAAAGCUCUUGAUUAUGAGACCUUGUGGUCCUGCCUGCAGAAGCUUCUCAUUCCAUCCUGGCCCAGCGACCGCACUGUUGUGGACGGCAAGCCUGUGGGAGACGCCUGGCCGCUCGCUAUUCUUACUGCCAAGGCCAUCAAGGAGGGCAACUCGAGCUCCAGGAGCCUGAUCCAGCCCUUCCACAAGCUGACCCAGUGGCUCGGCUACUCACUUGUGGUACCCUUCACGCGCCAGCUUGGUUACAGCUGGGAUAAUCUCACCCUUGGCACCGGAUUGCCCGAAUACCGCAACGGUGGAUUGUUCGUCGAUCUCGAGGUACUCACUCUCAAGGACGACGACCUGAAGGAGGGCGUCGCGGCUUCUGGAGAGGCUCUGCCUAAAUUCGACGCCUCCUCCGACGUUAUUGUCGAGUGGCGAGCGAUGACGGUGGCACUCCUGGAUGAACUACACAAGAUUGUAUCCAAGACUUUUGAAGCACGCGGGGUCAGUUUGAGCAUGGCCCAAAUGCUCGAGGCUGGUACAUGGAAGUCUGGCCGGGAGCUGGCAGCCAGUCUGCGGCCAAACACCAAGUCGAGCCCCAUCCUGGUGGUCAGUGACGGAACGCUGUAUUAG
This is a messenger RNA of Clonostachys solani, 1296 nucleotides long. The record is from the annotation of a GenBank genome assembly. Lineage: Eukaryota; Fungi; Ascomycota; Sordariomycetes; Hypocreales; Bionectriaceae.